This is a messenger RNA of Schistocerca americana (American grasshopper), 2442 nucleotides long. RefSeq names its product ADP-ribosylation factor-like protein 4C (gene Arl4). The coding region runs from base 827 to 1435 and encodes 202 amino acids. NCBI's taxonomy places the organism in Eukaryota, Metazoa, Arthropoda, Insecta, Orthoptera, Acrididae. The record is from RefSeq and is a predicted model, not a curated record. Gene Ontology annotation, molecular function: GTPase activity; GTP binding. Gene Ontology annotation, cellular component: cytoplasm. The transcript is spliced from 2 exons. Gene Ontology annotation, biological process: intracellular protein transport; vesicle-mediated transport.
AGAGCUCAGUCAGUGAGCAGUGUGUGUGGUGGGCGGACGUAGAGAGGUUGAAGUUUGGCAGUGCUUGCGAGAUCUGUGUAGCGACAGAGUUCCUCGGCGAGCUGUCGUGUGUUGGUAGCAGUCUUCUGGCUGGAGAAGAGGCUUUUCCGACGCAGGUCUGUCAGCACACAGGUGGCAGGCGCACCAGCUGGGAGGAGGGGGCGGAGAAAGGUAGCAGAGAGCCGAUCGCAGGAGCCUGGUUUUAAGACAGCGGGAACCGGUUUGGCGGCUGCCCAAUCAUCGCGCGCUGCACUCGAAGCACAACCGGCCGCCGCGACAGAUGACUUAUAACGGCGAAGGAUGCACCAGCCGCGACUCCGCAAGUGGGUCAGUUAGCAGAAGCGAAUAGCAGAGAGGAGAGGCGGGAUAAAGUGGACCUGUCCCGGUUAGUGGAAUAGCUGCGCGCGCGCCGGAGGCGAACAGCGAAGCAAAGGCGGUCGCGGAGAGAGCCUUCGAGGCGCGCCGCUAGUUGCCCAUUCGCCGAGGUCGGCGGCUGCUUGUUAUUGUGUCGUGUUAAGUGCGUGGCAGCGCCAGCGGGAGGUGCCAAGUGUUUACCUUCGCCGGCCACGUAACUCUCUGCGUAGUUGGCAGAAGCUGUGUCGGAGUGGACAGCGGUGUUUCUGUCGAGUGUGUUCCGGAGGAGCUGACAAUGUGAUGCGGUGAACGGGCGUCCGCGCAAAGUGUUGGUGGUUAUGUCGCCGGGCGUGCAGAGAUAAGUGCCAUGUGCGGCGGUGCUGCCGGAUAACUUCCGUGGUGCGUAUCGCCAGCGCAGGCGGUGUCAAGGAAUAUGGGGGCCAACAUGGGCAAGAACUCAUCCCUUUUGGACGCACUGCCCUCGACGCAGGGCACGUUGCACGUCGUAAUGCUGGGACUGGACAGUGCGGGCAAGACGACGGCGUUGUACCGAUUAAAGUUCGACCAGUACCUGAACACGGUGCCGACGAUCGGCUUCAACUGCGAGAAGGUGAAGGGCACGACGGGGCGCGCCAAGGGCGUCAGCUUCCUCGUGUGGGACGUGGGCGGCCAGGAGAAGCUGCGCCCGCUCUGGCGCAGCUACACGCGCUGCACCGACGGCAUCGUCUUCGUGCUCGACUCGGUCGACGUCGAGCGCCUCGAGGAGGCAAAGAUGGAGCUGGCGCGCACGGCCAAGGCGCCAGACAACGCGGGAGUGCCCGUGCUGGUGCUGGCCAACAAGCAGGACCUGCCGGGCGCGCGAGAACCGCGCGAGAUCGAGAAGCUGCUCGGCCUGCACGAGCUGGCCGCCUCCACGUCGUGGCACGUGCAGCCCGCGUGCGCCAUCACCGGCGAGGGCCUGCACGAGGGCAUGGAGGCGCUCUACGAGAUGAUCCUCAAGCGGCGCAAGCUCGCCAAGCAGGCCAAGACACGCAAGAGAUAGGAAGACUGCCGUGCCGACCGCCAUUCACGUUUCCCCCGUGCCCACCCCUCCCCGUCCCUGUUUGCUAGCGUUAUUACUGUUCUCCCUCUGCCCUUCGCACUUGUUAUCCCGUUCCUCCUUCGUGAGACGCUUAGUAAACGGUUGCCACCCCCACGCUGAAAGGUGCGCGUAAUUCAUUGUAUAGUCGACAAUGGUCACAAGUCCCAUACUUAAACUGUCAUAAGUAGUCCAUCUCAUAUGCACGCAUUGAUAAUACUUCUUGCGAGAAUUUGAGCCACUUGCUUGUACUGCCCCAACACGCUGUUUUACAACUCCCAAACAAGUUGUGAUUAAUAAACAGGUACAUAGAUAAAAAUCAAAAACACACUAAUAAGCAUGUGCCUGAACUGAAUGUGCUUCAAUCUAUCUAUUGGUGUCAAAUUUCUGCUUCAGUUUCUUUUUUCUGCCUUGAGUGUGCUGUUUAUCAGCAUUACACUUGGGCCUAAACAAAACGGCUCAUAUGUUCCUAGGAAAACAGCUGCAAAUUAUUCAUAUGUUGUGUUUAUUUCAUCAGUGCAACAAAUUGAUCUGUUCUGUGUAAAUUUCCAAACGAAACAUUGAGGUUAGUUUCAGUGCAGUAAUUGCCACAGAAUGUUUUAUGGCUUUCAAUGACUGUAUGCCUCUAUAUAAUUUAAUUGUAGAGGCACUUAUAACUGGAAUCUCUUAGCACAGACUGAUUCAGUCUCAACAUUUUGUGCUGCUUCAUUUCUGGAACUGAUUUAGUUCAGUACCAAACAGCUUGCUCAAACUUACCCCAUAUGUCAGUGUGAAGUGGCUAAGAACUUUUGUCCAGUUUGUGUUUCAAUAAAAUGGUGACAGUUGCUUAUUGCUAUGCAUCAUUUUGUGUUUGUGUGGAAGUGUUCUUAUUUGCAGGUAGAGGGCUGUAGUACAGAUGAGUCACUUGGCAGUUACAACCUAUCUAGUGUCAUUGGUAAAUAAGCAAAAUGCAGAAUGUAGUGUUAUGUAAA